Pterocles gutturalis (yellow-throated sandgrouse) is the source of this 1409-nucleotide messenger RNA. Its product is annotated as rab3 GTPase-activating protein non-catalytic subunit-like. The coding region runs from base 5 to 904 and encodes 299 amino acids. Gene Ontology annotation, biological process: regulation of GTPase activity. The record is from RefSeq and is a predicted model, not a curated record. The transcript is spliced from 6 exons. Lineage: Eukaryota; Metazoa; Chordata; Aves; Pterocliformes; Pteroclidae.
AGGUAUGGGUGACACAGCAAUGACAGCUUUUCUUGGCUGCUGUUCAGAUCUUCUGCAAACAUUGCUAGAGGCCGACGUUAGUAGCGAUGAAAUGCAGGCUCCUGUCUUAGAUACUGAGGAUGCUUGGCUGUCGGUAGAAGGACCAGUAUCGAUUGUGGAACUAGCUCUUGAGCAGAAGCGCAUUCACUACCCGCUGGUUGAACACCAGUUUGUGUUAUGUACUAUCUUGUAUGCCAUCAUGAGGUUUUCUCUGAAGAGUGUGAAGCCUCUUUCGCUGUUUGAUAGCAAGGGCAAAAAUGCAUUUUUCAAAGACCUUACUUCAAUUCAGCUGCUACCUAGUGGGGAUAUGGAUCCAAACGUGUUAUCCAUACGACAACAGUUCUUGGUCAAAGUUGUGAGUGCAGCGGUUCAAACACUAUGUUCAUCACAAAAGGCCAAAGAAGUCUCGGAAGAGGAAUUGUUUCCUUUUGAGAAGGGGAAGAAUUGGCCAGCUUUGGCUGCGGACCUGGCUCAGUAUCUUCAAAUCUCUGAGGAUGUAAUCAAGAGGCAUUAUGUCUGUGAACUGUAUAGUUAUGGGAUGGAUCAUCUUGGUGAAGAGGCCUUUCUUCAGGUGACUGACAAAGAAGUGCUUGCGUCACAGCUGCUCAUACUGGCUGGACAGAGACUGGCCUUCGCUUUACUUCAUACGCAGACAAAGGAGGGUAUGGAACUCCUCGCUAGGCUUCCUCCAACACUAUGUACUUGGCUCAAAGCUAUGGACCCCCAGGAACUUCAAAAUGUAGAAGUGCCAAUUGCAACAACAACUAAACUAGUUAACAAAGUCAUCGAGCACUUACCGGAGAAUCACGGGCAGUACAGCCUUGCCUUGAACCUGAUCGAGGCUGUAGAAGCCAUCUCCUCGUGACGUUCUUGGCUAGCACAGUUCUGCUCUAUAGUGGUAUAAUGCAUGAUUUUACACAAUGAGGCUGAACUUCACAGACAGAAACUUCUGUGUGGCUUUUGUUAAACAACAAAAAGAACAAUACUCCCCCUCCCAGAAUUUCAGAAGGUAAUUUUAAAUUGGAGUAUAUUUAAAAUUCUGCGCUAAUACAAAGAUGUUUAGUUUCUAGUACACUUGUCAGUAUCUGAAAUGCUUUGUUAUUUAUUUCUGACUUGAGUGCUUUUCGCAGUAGUCUAAAUCGGAUAUCUUUGACAACAGUUUUAGUCUAUUUACAAAAACACAUCUUGUGGAAUUCUGUAUUUCAUGCUGGCAGUAACUGCUGCAGUUCCAAUGUUCCAUGUAUGAUUUGUUUUUCAAAACAAGCUGUAGAAUUACACCGAGAAAAACUUCGGUCUGAAGUUACCAUGUAAAGCCAAUACUGCUUUUGCAGAAGCUAGAGCUGGUGUCGGGCUCAUACCUUGUAACUGCA